CCAGAAGCACAGAACCUGGUCAAACUUUGCCACUGUGUGGCUGUCGCCAUGAUUGCUCUAAACAGUGCAACAGAGUUAUAAUAUCUACACCCUAGUCCAAAAACUCAUCAGAAUUCCAACAGCUCCUUAUUCCUUUCUCAGCUAUAACAUAAUUAAGCUUCUUAUUAUUGAGUCCAGAAACAAAUAUGGGAGACUCAGAGGGAGGAGACAAGUACAGAAGCCACUUGUCAGGGGAGGCAGAGAAGAACACCAAGUGGAGGGAUGGUGCCCCUCCCAAUUACGACUCUGUCAACAAGCUCUUUGAAGAAGGAAGGACCAAGGUGUGGCCUCCAGGAUCCCUGGAAGAACAAGUCCAGAACAUGGUCAAGACCUGGGAAAUGGAGAUGUUCAACAAAACACGUUUUGCUGACCACAAGACCCUAGUCGAUCCCAACACAUACACCAAAAGCCUCAAUGGAAGGAAGCCGAUAACCCUGGAAGAGACUCGGAAGAUAGGAGGCGGCUACAAUUCAUUUUUGCAGACAUCCUUGCCGGAAGAGCUAAGAGGCUACAACCCUGCGGUGGAGACAGUGGAAUCAGCUCAUCUGGCCUUCAGAACGACAUUCCCUCGUGGGUUUGCUCUGGAAGUGCUCCAAGUUUACUCCGGCCCGCCGGUGAUCGCCUACAAGUUCAGGCACUGGGGGUACAUGGAGGGUCCUUUCCAAGGGUACCCUCCAACGGGAGAGCUGGUGGAGUUGUUUGGGAUUGGAAUCUUUCAUGUGGACGAGAAGAUGAGUGUGGAGAAAGUGGAGUUCUUUUUCGAUCGUGGAGAGUUGCUUGGUGGGCUUAUGAGAGGUGGUACUAAAGGGUCGGGUGGUUCUGUGUCGUCUACUAGUACGGGAGCUCCAAGCUGCCCUUUCUUGGCGUCGAAAUGAACUUGUUAUGAGAUCGAUGUACGUGAGAAAGGGGCAACUUGUAACUCACACGACGAUGAAGGGAAAAGGUCACCAAGGCCAGCUUGUGUGGUUCGUAAUUGAAGGUAAAGAGUUUGUAUGAAUUAGUUAAUUGAUUAGGUUGUGUGAAAGAUAUAUUAUAUACAUGAAUAUAAGUGAGUUAAUGUGAUCUCUAUUGGUGUAAAUGUGUAAGGAAUAGGUAAUAUUUCUAAAUUAUAAAGAUAAGAUCCGACA
This is a messenger RNA of Linum trigynum, 1166 nucleotides long. Lineage: Eukaryota; Viridiplantae; Streptophyta; Magnoliopsida; Malpighiales; Linaceae. The record is from the annotation of a GenBank genome assembly.